AUGCCUCUGCUCGCCAAGAACCCGAAGCCGCGCAUUAUAUUGGGGACCAUGACUUUUGGUCCUGAUACGGCGACUGGUGCUCGUGUCACGUCUCUUGACGAGUACAAUACGUUCCUUGAUCAUUUUCAGGCCGCUGGCUAUAGCGAAAUUGACACUGCACGCUCCUAUGUUGGUGGCAAGCAAGAGGCCUUCACGAGGGAAGCUCAUUGGAAAGAGAGGGGCCUCACACUAGCAACGAAGGUCUACCCGGACAAGCCAGGCAAACACGCCCCCGAAGUUCUCACGGAACACUUCAACACCAGCUUGAACGAACUGGGAACUACCUGUGUCGAUAUUUUCUACCUUCAUGCUGCUGACCGCUCUGUUCCAUUUGCCGAGACUCUCGAGGCUGUGGAUAGGCUCCACAAAGAGGGAAAAUUUGUACAGCUCGGAUUAUCAAAUUUCACCGCUUUCGAAGUUGCCGAGGUUGUCAUGACUUGCAAAAACAAUAAUUGGGUUAGGCCGACUAUCUACCAAGGAAUGUAUAAUGCUAUCACUCGCUCGCUGGAACACGAACUCAUCCCAGCCUGCAAGAAGUAUGGUCUUGACGUGGUAGUAUAUAACCCGAUUGCUGGUGGUUUGUUCAGUGGAAAAUACAAGUCAAAAGACAUUCCUUCUGAGGGACGGUACAGUGAUGCUGUCGGUAGAAUGGGAGAUAUGUAUCGAAAACGCUAUUUCAAAGACUCCACCUUCGAAGCACUCAAAGUUAUUGAGCCUGUUGUGGAGAAACACGGCUUGACAAUGGUGGAGACCGCGUUGAGAUGGGUUGUCAACCACUCAGCGUUGAACGUCAAAGAUGGAAAUGACGGCGUCAUAAUAGGAGUAAGCAGUCUUGCUCAACUCGACCAGAACUUGAAGGAUUGCGAGAAAGGUCCACUACCCGAGGAAGUCCUGCAAGCACUUGACAAAGCAUGGAAAGUCUCUCAGCCAGAUACGCCAAACUAUUGGCAUCUGGACUUGAAGUAUACCUAUGACACAAGGAAAGCACUCCUUGGCAAAUAG
Cadophora gregata is the source of this 1041-nucleotide messenger RNA. RefSeq lists its product as uncharacterized. The transcript is spliced from 8 exons. The coding region runs from base 1 to 1041 and encodes 346 amino acids. NCBI's taxonomy places the organism in Eukaryota, Fungi, Ascomycota, Leotiomycetes, Helotiales, Ploettnerulaceae. The record is from RefSeq and is a predicted model, not a curated record.